Molecule: messenger RNA, 1440 nt
Organism: Hypoxylon fragiforme
Lineage: Eukaryota; Fungi; Ascomycota; Sordariomycetes; Xylariales; Hypoxylaceae
Product: glutathione S-transferase GstA
Exons: 4
Coding region: 145-1032 (295 amino acids)
Source: RefSeq, a predicted model, not a curated record
CCUAUUGCGUCAGCUCCUAUAAAGGAGCCAGCCCUCCAACUUAGGCCCAUUCUUUCAACUCCCAACUUGAGCGCACAGAAUUAAGUGAUUUGAUUACCUAAGUAGUAACUACCCCGUUGCCCAUUGCCCCGUCGCCCGGAUAAAAUGACCACAUUCCCGCCCGAGAAAGCCCCCAAGCCGGGCCUGAACAUCUACGGCUACCCGGCCGUAAACCCGUACAAGCUGACCAUCGCGGCCGAAGAGCUGGGCAUCCCAUACAACUACAUCACCGUAAACAUCAGAACCGAGCUCGAGUCCGAGUGGUACCUCUCCAUCAACCCGAACGGCCGCGUGCCCGCCAUCGUGCACGUCAAAGACGACGGGACCUCCGCGACCGUGUUCGAGAGCGGCGCCUGCCUGCUCUACAUCGCCGCCGAGUUCGACAAGGAGCACAAGAUCUCCCACCCCGUCGGCACGCCGGAGUACUGGGCCCAGCUGUCCUGGCUCUCGUGGCAGAUCUCCGGCCAGGGCCCGAUGCUGGGCCAGGCUGCCCACUUCAACCGGUACGCCCCCGAGCCGGUGCCGUACGGCUCGUGGCGGUACACGGCGGAGGCAAGGCGGCUGCAUACUGUGCUGGAUAAGCAACUGUCCAAAACCCCCUACCUAACCGGCCCCCACCCCACCAUCGCCGACAUCGCCACCUUCAUCUACGCCCACUCCUCCGCCUGGAUCGGCCUGCCUCCCCCCUCACCCUCGGAGUUCCCCCACAUAGCCACCUGGCGCGACCGCCUCCUCGCCCGCCCCGGCUUCCGACGAGGGCUAGAGAGUCCCGUCCCGUACCCGUUCAGCGACGACCGAGUUACGCGGGAGGAGGGGGGGGAGGGGCAGGAGUUUUACGUAAAUGUGAGGAGGUGGGGGAGCAGGGGGAUCAGGAGCGCGACGGAGAGGUGGUGGCGGGAGGGGGGGGGACGGGUGCUGGGGGUUCCGUCUGAUGGGGCGAAUCUGGGGGGUGUGGAGGGGGGAGAGGGAGGGGAGGGGGAAGGGGGUAAGUGAGGUGUGCGUGUGUGCGUGUGCGUGUGCGUGUUGGAUCGCGUUCCUGGUCUGGCGGUUAGACUUAUGCGGUAGCCUAGUCUACCUUACCUAGGGGUAUAGGUAUGCACCUCGGAGUGCCCACGUGACUUUGCCCCCCCUGCCUACGGCUUCUAGUACUUAGGUAUCCAGUCGUUACAGCUGCACUCAUAUAACCGAACUGAUCGGAAAGGCUAUUCUUGCUUUAUUGUUCUUAAGCUCUCGAGUGAUAAGUUAUACAUUUGUCUUGUACCUAAUCAGAUUUUGCGAUCUUAUCUCGAAAUGUUAGCUUAAGGCACAGCGGGUCACGUGAAUCCCGGUGAGACAAGGGGGUUCUGGCACAAGUCUUCUAACCUCCUAGGCUCCUACAAUUUUUCCUCGACAUUGGUUAGA